Paramecium pentaurelia is the source of this 371-nucleotide messenger RNA. The record is from the annotation of a GenBank genome assembly. NCBI's taxonomy places the organism in Eukaryota, Ciliophora, Oligohymenophorea, Peniculida, Parameciidae.
AUGAUGAAAUAGAAACUAUUAAAAAUAUUAUAGGAAAAGACCAAUAAGCCAAUUACUUAGUAGAAACAACAUUCAAAUAUAGAUCAUUAUUCAUUGUAAAGGAAAUUGUCUUAGCAAUCUCAUAAAUUGCCUAUUGAAAUGAAUAAAUCUGCAAGAGAGAUAUGGUUAUUUGAAAUAUUAAAUAAUUAAAAUCUCACAUAAAAAGUAUCAGUAGAUUGAUGAAAGUUAAGGUCUAGUAAUUGAAGUAAAUUUAGGCAAGAACAAUCAAAUUAAUUAAAAAUUAUCAAAAUAAAGAGAUAAAAUGGAAUAAAAAAAGAGAUGCUUUAUAAAACGAGGUAGAUUUACUACGACAAUUAUUAUAUUAAUAUUGA